Molecule: messenger RNA, 1155 nt
Organism: Equus quagga
Lineage: Eukaryota; Metazoa; Chordata; Mammalia; Perissodactyla; Equidae
Product: proline-rich protein HaeIII subfamily 1-like
Exons: 3
Coding region: 145-633 (162 amino acids)
Source: RefSeq, a predicted model, not a curated record
UCUCCGGCGGGAGGGGUGUGGAAGGGGAGCCGGGCCCAGAGCCGCCGUCACGGCCGCGACCGCCCCGCGGGGACGGCCCGGGCCGCGCUCCCGGGGCUCCGCCUCUCCCUGCCGCCGCGACCUGGGUCGGAUCGCGGCUGGAAAAUGGCGAGGGGCGCCGAGGCCUUGGCGGGCGGCUGUGCGACGGCCUGCGCGGCUGCUCCCUUUGUAACUGACUCCACCGGCAGGAGGUGUCGGCCCCGCGGCUUAAAAGGGCAACAACGACACCGCCCCCGCUACCGCCUGGGAAAGGGCUGCCCCCACCCCACCCCCACCCCCAUCCCCUCCCCCAUCCCCUCCCCGCCCCGGCGCGCCCUGCGCGCCCCUGUUCCGGCGCGUGCACGUAGCUGGCGCGCGCCCCCGCCUGGCCGCCCCCUCCUCGCCGGGACCCAGCCCCUUCCGCCCAGCUCAUCUGCUCGCCUCCUCGCUCUCGCGGACCCAAGGCUCAGAGCCAGCCGGUGCCCCGGGCCCUGGUCACCGGGAAGAGCCAGAGGCCUCCGCGCGCCCCUACUCCCCGCCUGGGGCCAGACACGUGCGCAGCAUAUAGCUCCGGCCACGUCGGCGCGGCGGCGGGUGUCAUCUUGCCAGAUAUGAAAAAUUAAGUGGCAACAAGCACAGUCCUUCGGACCUAAUGGGCCAAGGGGAAGAGGCACUGGCUCACUCAAGACAGCCAAGUUUGGUCAGAUUGCCGAGGUAUGGACAAUGGGAUGUGCCUGGAGGGAUCUAUACCACUUCCAAGUCUUGGCUUUAAAAGGAUGGAAGAGGCACCCUACUACUCCCUCACCCCGACUCCCUGCUUCCUGCUGGUGGAAAUGCUGAGAACAGAGCAGCCAACCUGGAUUCAGUGACAGGAGCCUCAUGUUAAUGAUGGAAGAGCCACCCUUCCAACUCUUGAAUGUAUUUCCUGAUUGUUAUCUAUGAGAGAAAAAAGUUCUUUCUAGUUUAAAUAUUAUAUUUUGGAGUCUCUUUGUUAUGUCGGCUUAGCCUGUACCCUAACCAAUACAGUCCCUUUCUCUCAGGACUGUUUUUAUUUUUCCUUUUUAGCCUUAUUUUAUUACUCUUACUGGAUUAUGUCUUUUAGUAUGAUUCCUUACAUCCUUCCUAGCAAGAGGCAAA